Sceloporus undulatus (fence lizard) is the source of this 1184-nucleotide messenger RNA. It is a transcript of the gene FXYD7, whose product is annotated as FXYD domain containing ion transport regulator 7. Gene Ontology annotation, cellular component: membrane. The transcript has 6 exons. Gene Ontology annotation, molecular function: sodium channel regulator activity. Gene Ontology annotation, biological process: regulation of sodium ion transmembrane transporter activity. NCBI's taxonomy places the organism in Eukaryota, Metazoa, Chordata, Lepidosauria, Squamata, Phrynosomatidae. Bases 180 to 404 code for a protein of 74 amino acids. The record is from RefSeq and is a predicted model, not a curated record.
AGGGAAGGAAGGGAAAACAAAACCCAGCCCUCUUCACCUAUUAUUCCUCCUCCUCCUCCUCCCGCCCAGCCGGCUUCUGCCGCAUUUCGUGCAUCUUCGCUGAAGAGAAGCAGCAGCAGCUGAGCGCAGCCAAGAAGACCACCACCUCCUCCUCCUCCUCCUCCUCUUCCUCCACCGCCAUGGCGACCCCUGCGACCAUCCACCAGGAUACCAACAACCACAUGGACCCUUUCACCUACGACUAUGACACGUUGCGCAUGGUUGGGCUGGUCUUGGCCAUCGUCAUGUUUGUGCUGGGAAUCUUGAUAGCACUGAGUAAAAAGUUCAGGUGCAAAAAAUCUGACCCCAGCCUGUCGGAUCCCAGGGCAGCAGGCAAGACUCCCACUCCAGCUGGCAGUGCAUAGGCGCCAUCUCCAAGAUGUGCUGCUCUCAACUGGCUGGGGGAUGAACUGCGCCCAGGAACAUUUCUCCUGAGACCUUGGCACCUUGGCACUGACUGCCCGGGAGGGGGAGGGGCUCUCCGUUCUAUCCUCAACGAGGGAGGGGCAAUUUUAUAACCAAGUUAGCUCUUGCGCUUCCAUUGCAUGAUGGGAGCAAGCACCUGGGCAGGGCUGGGGCGCUGCUCAGGUGAUGUAGUAGCGUGGCAGACCCUUCUGCCUGUCAGUUUCCCAGCUGGCACCUGCCCUGCUGGGGGGCUGGUUCCUAUAAUCCACCUCCCCCCAAAGGUCCCUAAAAUUGCAAUAAUGCUGCCCGCUGUCGCUGCUACCACCGCCCUCUAGAAAACAUCCACCAAAAAGAAAUGCCCCCUUACUGUAGGGCAUAAUAAACCUCCAUUGCUCUUGCUGCUGCUGCUGCUUUGCUUUCUCAUGCUACGCUGUGAAGUCCAAUGACCAUCAUAGCCCCAAGGGGAAAGAGCCACAUUGGCCCCUUGGCUUUUUAAGAACAGAAAGGCCAUUCGUGUCUGUAGUGGAUGGGCAAGGGUGUUCAGUCCGCCCUGGACCCCCAAAUAGGACUGGAAUAAGAAUGUGCAGGGGAGGGCUUGCUUCUGUGGCAUACUUUCUGCUUUCCCUGGGGAGGGGGGCUCCCCACAGCUUCUCCUCGCUUGUACCAUCCACAUCUCCAUGUCUCAUCUACGCAUGGAGCCAAAUUUGACAAAUCAAUAAAUGUGGGGUUUUUCUAACUGA